Molecule: messenger RNA, 2837 nt
Organism: Microtus ochrogaster (prairie vole)
Lineage: Eukaryota; Metazoa; Chordata; Mammalia; Rodentia; Cricetidae
Gene: Foxn2
Product: forkhead box N2
Biological process (GO): regulation of DNA-templated transcription
Cellular component (GO): nucleus
Molecular function (GO): DNA-binding transcription factor activity; cis-regulatory region sequence-specific DNA binding
Source: RefSeq, a predicted model, not a curated record
AGGGGGGGUGGGAUGUGGUGCUGCGGCGGCCGCCACCGCAGCUGCCGCUGCCUGCUCGCGGCUGGGUGUCCCGGAGGCGGCUGCUGGGAGCCGCGGGAGCAGCUGCGGUGCUCUGCCAUAUUGUGUCUGGCCCGGCCCGACCCCCGCCUCCCUUUACGCGGCGGCUUGAGCUGACGAACUAUACGAGUAAAUGGGUCCAGUAAUUGGAAUGACUCCAGAUAAGAGAGCUGAGACCCCAGGAGCCGAGAAGUUUGCAGGACUAAAUCAGAUUUAUAAAAUGGGAAGCUUGCCUGAAGUUGGGGAUGCUGCAAGGCCAAAGGCCACUCUAGUGGGCACUGACUCAGCAGAUGACGAACUCACAAACUUGAACUGGCUUCAUGAAAAUAGUAAUCUUCUAACAAACUUCAGGCUUGGAAGUGAAGGUUUUCCAAUGGUUAGUCCGUUGUAUGACAUAGAGGGAGAUGAUGUGCCGGUCUUUGGACCAUCCUGCUACCAGAACCCAGAGAAAAAGUCAGCGACUUCAAAGCCCCCGUACUCCUUCAGUCUUCUCAUUUAUAUGGCUAUUGAACACUCUCCAAAUAAAUGUUUGCCAGUCAAAGAAAUUUAUAGCUGGAUUCUGGACCGUUUCCCAUACUUUGCCACCGCACCCACAGGCUGGAAGAAUUCUGUUCGGCAUAAUCUAUCCCUGAAUAAAUGUUUUCAGAAAGUGGAAAGGAGCCAUGGCAAGGUUAAUGGAAAAGGUUCCUUAUGGUGUGUUGAUCCAGAAUAUAAGCCCAAUCUUAUGCAGGCCUUGAAGAAGCAACCUUUUUCCUCUCCACAGAGUGGUUCUUUAUCACCUCACUACUUGAGCUCUGUUCUCAAGCAAAGUCAAGUGCAAACUCUUAAAGAAUCUGAUAUUGAUGCUGCCACUGCAAUGAUACUUUUAAAUACUUCAAUAGAACAAGAGAUUUUAGAAUGUGAGAAGCCAUCACUGCAGAAGAAGAGGGGUUACAGCAGUGCAUUCAGUGCCCCUGGCGCUGUGCGGCUGCAGGAGAGCCAUCCUCCAGCCGCCAGCAUCGACCCGAAAGCAGACCACAAUUACAGUGCCAAUAGCAUGGCAGCUCAGCGCUGCGCAUCCAGGGCGAGCGUGUCUUCCCUGUCUUCUGUGGAUGAGGUGUAUGAAUUCAUCCCGAAGAGUAGCCAUGUGGGAAGUGAUGGCAGCGAGGGCUUCCACAGUGAUGAGGACACGGAUGCUGAAGAUGAAGACGAUCGUCUGGGAGACAGCGGCUAUGCACCACAAGCUCAUGAAGACAGUGCUCCCGAAGGACAGCCAGGCAAAAAGAAGAGGAAACAGUCAUGUCAAGAAAUUGACGAGGAACUCAAAGAAGCAGCGGGGUCGCUGCUCCACCUUGCUGGAAUCCGAACCUGCCUUGGUUCCCUCAUAAGUACUGCGAAGGCACAGAGUCAGAAACACCGGAAGAAGUAGGAAUCCUUACUAAAGUGUGGCAAUACUCUUCUACUUAACUCUUCACAAGGGAUAUCAGAGCCAUAGCGGACUUCUUAGCUUGAGGGUAGGGGAGGAGUGCCACUUGUUUCUUUCUAAAUAUUUUUUUGGUUGCUUUUCAUUUUUUGUUUUGUUCCAUUAAACAGUUGCUUUUAGGAUCAUGACUAAUUGUAAAUUUGAUAUAAGAGUCCCCAAACAAUUUCUGUGAAUAACUGUCUCCCAGAUUUGGAAAAUUUUGUAUAAGAAAAUUCUCAGCCUCUGUCUUAAACUUGUAAGGGGAAAAAAAUCAAUCUCUUGUUAAUUGGUCAAAUACAAGAACUGAUAGCUCAGUAUUUUCACUUUUGUUCCCAUUGUGUAGUCAACUGUAGUUACUCAUGUAGCUAAGCACAGGCUGGCAUCUUUCUCACGUGCUCUUCUCCUGACAUAAUCCAGAGGUGAAAUGCACAUCUUCUGUCUUAUUGUUUUAAGUUAUUCUUUGUCGCAGCAUGAGCAUGGCCAAACAUAAAUGGAAACGAUCCUAGAUGCCUAGAAGGUUCUCUGGUUUGUAGGGGUGUGGCUCAUCUCCAGAUGGGAAUUCCUACUGCAAUAUCUUUGAAAUGUUCUUACCUCACAGUUAAUGCACAGCAUCCCUGGGGCCUUUACCCUUUCCCAGAGUACUUUGCAAGUGUUGUUUGAGUUUUAGCUACUAGCUGUCUUUGUUAAGUAAAAAUUGUCCAGUGAGAAGAUACAGUCAGAAUGUAUCUGACUGUAUGACAUGGGAUAACAUACACCUCUACACACUUUAAAAGAGAAUCUUGCAUUUAUUUUCUAAACAUAGUGUGAUGAAAUAUUGGGAAGACAUGCUGUAACAUCUUAAGUAAAAGUAGGUCAUUGAGGACAAAACUUUCUAAGCUUUGUGUAAAUUAAAGUUAUAUGUGUAAUGAAUAGACUUAAAACAUUUGAUAGGAAACUGUAGAGAUAAACAUCUUCAGGGAUUUCAAAAUAGGUAUAAAAAUUAGAUCUUAUACAGAACUUUUUAAGAGGCAAUGUAAUACCUCUAUGUGCCAUUAAUCCAUGAUAAAAUAUUUUAUAUUACUAUUCCAAACGGCAUUGGCCAAGAUAUUUUACGUAUUUCAACAAAACCGCCUAUAUGAGACAGUUUUCAUAUCACAGUUUGACUAUAGUAUUCAGAACAGGGAUACUAAUACUGUAGCUCACAAAUAUAUUUUUUUACAGUGGUGGGAGAAACUUUGAGAAAGUUUAGUCUUAUUUCAUGAUGCACCCUGCAUUCCAGGCAGUGACCUUCUUUGCAUUUUUCUAAUUUAUAGGCAUAGAUACACUUGCUGUAUGCACACACAUACAGGCUCAGGUUAGU